CGAAGCCGAGAGCGCGGCGUCGGGACGAUUUUAGAACGGAGCAGGGCCUCCUGCCGUCAGACGUCUCGUGGCAUAGGGUGUGCUGUAUCAAUAUAGGGUUCAGGACAGGAACAAGCUGGCCGGUGGUGGUGGUGAACGGUGCAAGAGUCUUCCCGUGUAAUACGCGCGUACGAAUGUCGGCCCUUCGCGAGUAAUGUCAAUGCACGGAAAGAGUCGUCCUACGUAACGUUUGACGAGAUGACCUUAACAGAUCUUACGUCGAAGAAUAAAGGAUCGCCAGAAUGGAUCGAAGAAGAUCAGAUCGUGUCAGCUCAAGGACACGUAGGCGAAGACAUCAUCGUCGAACUGAAAUUGGUUUCAUCUGAAAAUUACGAUGAUUUACAAUUCGACUUAAUACGAGAUGGAUUGCCAAUUCCAUCGGAUCGGUAUCGAUUGUCGAUGCGAGGCAAUGUCGUGCAAUUGGCCUUGAAGCAAUCGCGUAAAAACGAUGCGGGUUACUAUUCUCUCGUAGCGACAAGACUCGGACAAGAAAACAAUAAAGGGGCUGUAAAGAAAAUUCAUCUAAGCAUCAGCGAAGCGAGUUACGAAGAGGGCGAUCCCCCAAUUUUCUUGAGAAGAUUGAGCGAUCUUGCGGUUAAGGUCGGCACUCGAACCAGAUUUCUGGUAGAGAUUCGAAGUUCAACCACUCCGAAGAUCUCUUGGUACAAAGAUGACUCACCUAUUCACGAGGGACCGAGAUUCUCCCUCGUUCACGAAGGAAAUUUUCACUGCGUCGACGUUGCUCCCGUUACGGUGGAGGAUCAAGGAUGCUGGACCUGCAUGGCGGAGAAUCGUAGCGGGAGAUCCUCGUGCACGUCCACUCUCACUGUCAUCGUUCCCAAGGCUUACAAGAGACCGGAAUUCGUCGAGGAACUUCGCGCGCUGCUCACUGAGACUGGUACCGUGUCGUUGGAAUGCAAAGUUAUCGGGGUGCCCACACCCGUACUUAGGUGGUUUAAAGACAGCAAGGAAAUUAAAGCUGGCGACGUUUUCGCGUUGACCGCCAAUCCCGAUGAUCCGACUUCCCUCGGCGUUUACACCUGCGAGGCGAAUAAUUGCAUGGGAAUCACCUAUUCUUCUUCAAAAGUUCAUGUAGUCGGAAGAGGAAGCCGAGAAGGUUCGCUGAAGCCAGCGGACGCUUUGGCACCGUCCGGACCACUUCCGGUGUUCAAAAAAAUGCUCCAAGAUGAGUGUUGCAGGAUCGGAGACACUCUUGUGUUGUCCUGCCGAGUUCAAGUACCACCCUGGCCGAAGGCAAUCGUUUGGUACAACAAAGGAGGUCGUGUCGAAGCCGACGAAAGAUAUCACAUAAUGGAAGAUGGCAUCGGAGGAUACUCAAUCGAGAUGAAACAAGUCGAGGCCGUAGACGAGGGUGAAUGGAAAUGCGUCGCUACCAGCGAGGAAAAUGUGAAGCAAUUUACGAGCUGCUACGUAGCCAUGUCUAUUCCAAGAAACUACAGAAAGCCGCGUUUCAUGGAGAAUCUGAAAGCAGUCUUGACGGAAGAAGGUCUUGUCUCGUUCGAAUGCAAAGUCGUAGGUUUUCCGACGCCGUUGCUGAGAUGGUUCAAAGACGGGCAGGAACUUAAGCCAGGAGACGUCUAUCAAUUAACCGGAACAAAUUCAUUAGGUUCAUAUUGCUGUAUCGCGAGAAAUUGCAUGGGCGAGGCCAAGAGUACGGCUGAAUUAACUAUCGAAGACAUCCAGAAUCAAUUAAACGAAGAAGAACGUUUCCAGCUUUUGAGCGUUAAUCAACCGCCAAAGUUUAUAAAAGGUCUCAGAAGUUGCGAGGCGAGGAUAAACGAAGAUUUUCGCUUUACAGUGCAAGUAAGUAUUGCACCGGAACCAAGUCUUUCUUGGUAUAGAGACGAUACGUUGGUGGAUGAAUCCGACAAAUAUCAAGCAGCAAAGGAGAAUCUUGGCACAUGUCAUCUCGAAGUGCGAAAACUCGAGUUUAACGAUCAAGCCGAGUGGAAGUGCGUAGCGGCAAACGAUUUUGGUCACAGCGUCACUUCCUGUUUUUUAAAGCUAAUCAUUCCCAAGCAUUACAAGAAACCGAAAUUUCUCGAGAGUUUGCGCGCAAUCCUGUCGGAAGAAGGCGCGGUAAAUUUAGAAUGCAAAGUUAUCGGUGUCCCGCAGCCGGUUUUAAAAUGGUACAAAGACAACGUCGAACUCAAACCCGGCGACAUACAUCGAAUUAUCUCUGGCCAAGACGGUACCUGCUGUUUAGGAACUUAUACCUGCGAAGCUACCAAUUGCAUGGGAACAGUCAGCAGUUCCGCAUCUCUAUUAGGAUUUGAAAAUAAGAAGGAAACGAAGGAGAUUCAGUCGCCAAAUGGCCACGAGCUGGCGAGGAAUCUGUCGUUGUCAACGAUACAUGAAGAACGAACUUCUCAAUUGUAUGAUACACCGCAGACGGAUCAUUCUGUCACUUUGGAUGAGCGUGGCGAGGUGUCCUUUAGUUUUGACGGCAAGGAAGUGUCAGUCAGUCUAUAUGAAACACCCGAUCUGACCGAGGAAGAAGCGCUACAGAUUGUCGAAAUGUACGCUGAUCAGUUGUCCGAACAUGUAACAGAGCACAACGUGAUCGAACUUCCGCCAAUGAGAUUCGUGAAAGAAACGUCUACGUCCGGUAAUUUGCUGAUGGAAGCCGUAGUAAUCGACGUGUCGCCCGAUUACUUCGUUAGUGCCGAAGAUGGCGAUGAUUUGCGAACAGAAGCCGACGUGGAGGACGUCUCUAUCAUGGAUGAUGUGACGCACGUCCUCUCGUCACCUGAACAACGCGAUUCUCGAGGUUCUUUAAAGAGAUCGGCUCGUUAUAACGGGGAUGAGGAGGUUCCUAGCAGGCCACCUCGGAAGAAAUCGACGAGUGUGUCGUCGUCGAAAAGCGAGAAGAGUCAACGAAUCGAAGUUUCCGAGAGCUUUCAUAGCGCUCAAAAGGACGAGCCACUCUUGUCUCCUCUCUCGUCCUUGAAGCAAGACGACAGCGAUACCUUCGCGGACGCUUUGUCCUCUGCGCAUCUCUCCAUUACAGAAAGUAUCCUUCAAAAACAUAUCGCGGAGGAAUAUGGUACGACAGAUACUAGAAAGCGUAGUUUGAGCGCUGGAAGAUCGACCGGCUCCAGUUUGGACGACGGAAUCGGUGGUGAUUCCUCCUUCGAUUCCGUGACUGGGGUUCCGAAAAAGAAACACCGUAAGAAGAAGAAAAAAGACAGGAGUCAUUCCGAGGAGUAUUCCGGCCCUAGCGAUUACGAGGAUAGAAGAAGAAGUAAAUCGAAAGAUAGAGCCGACGUGAAGAUAGAAUCGUAUCAACCUGUAGAAUCAGUUGACGGAACGGAAAUGGAAAAUAAAGUCGCACAAGAGACGAUCAAGAAAUCGUUUCCCGAUGAAAGACUGUUGGAUAAUUUAACGAGCGAGACGAAAGCUGUACGUACUUCGGAAGAGACUCGAGAACUGAAAAGAGAUAUUCUUGCAGAAUCAAGGAUGGUUCUGCGUACAACUUUAGAGACGUAUGAAAAAGUUUCUGACACUUUAGUACCGCGAUUUUCCAGUAUUCGCGAGCGACUCGACGAUGUAUAUCGAACACUGGAGAUUUCGCAAGAAAAGGGCGAGCAAAUUGAAACCUUGAUCAAUCUCGAAGUACCUCUGCACGCGUUGCUGAGGGCGAUCGAUAAAAUUUCGUCCUGCUCGAUGGAGAAUGCAGAAAUUAUAUACAAUUUUCUCGAACCGUCGAUCCUUCAGCUGUCACGCACCAUUGAAAAUCUCGGAUUGUCGUCUUUAAAGCCUACGCUGACGAUUUUGAGAAAAAUCAACGAGCGCAUUUGUAACAUUCCUAUCGAAACGGAAGAAUUGCCCGCGAUAAAAUCCAUCCCCGACGAAACACGUAAUAUAUCCGAGGAAGUUUUAGAUCUGCUAAUCGAUAUUCAGUCGACGUUCAGUGCGAUUUUAGAAUACAUGGAAUGUUCGAAACUCGCGAUGAACGGAACUGCUGCUUCGCAGCAGGCUUUAACAAGGUCGAGGCUCGCGGCUUGUUUAGUAGAAUUACGAGAAUGCGUUUCCCACACAGCGCAUACCGCGAUGACACUGAAAGAAAAUGAGACCUUAAACAGUUUAAUGGAAUUCAGGGAGCCCUUGUUGGAUCUUCAAGUAGUUGUAGCGUCAGAAGAACACACUUUUCGGGAAAUUACGACACUGAAAGAAAUAAGCUUUGCCAUUGAAAGACUGAAGAGCGUCGUUGUGACAAUAUUAAAAAAUGCCAAAAAUGCAGAGGCAGUUUCGCGGGUAAAAGUAAUUCUGCAGGUAUUGGAAGAUACUGAUAACGAAAUAUCAAAACUUAUGGAACAAUUGUCAGAGAAGGAAGCGCAAAAAAAACACGUGCUGAAAGACUUGAAUAUCGAUCAAAGUUUAAGCAACGUACAUUUCGCUUUAUCGUCGGUUUUAGAAAAGCAAGAAAAAUAUGCAAAUUCGUAUCAUUUAAUUACAUGUAUCGAAACGUUACGGCAGACAAUAGGUUCUUCGGCCGUGACAAUAGCUAAUUUAAAAAAUCCAGUCGACAAUGAUAUAACUCAACAGAUUAAUAAAAUAACUGAUUCGUUAUUAAAUCUGCAAAAAAGUUUGUUAACGGAGAAGCACGAACCAGAAGAGGAGCAAAUUCUAAUUAACUUGCUGAAUCCCAUUAAUAAAUUAAAAGAGAUCAUUCACAGCAUAAUAGAAAGCGGUUCUUCCGUCGAUUUUAUAGUACCUAUGAUAAAAUUAUUGGAAGAAAUAGAGAAAGAUACAAUUCUUGUAACAAAAGAAAUAUCGAAGAAAAAAUCUCACGAGGAAACUACUGCCAAAUCUCGAAGAGAAAGUGUGGAAAGGAAAAACGGUUCGAAAUCCAUUCUCGCUUAUCAAAUCAACCGUUCUUUAGAUCCUAUUAAACAAUGGUUAUCCACAUCCGAAGAUAGCACAAAAGACGAAAUAGAAUCUACCCUGAGCUUAACGAUCGAGGAUUUGAAGAGAGACGUCUCUCAAAUUGCUAUUCAAACUGCAUAUUCUGAACCACCAAACGAUCAAAAUUUAAUAGAAGCAUUGACUGAUCUUCGAGAACCACUAAUAAGACUUAAAAAUGCUAUUUCUGUAUAUCACAGACCGGAGGAUCUCUUGAUUUUAGAGAAUUUAAGUCAGCCUAUGAAACAUCUUCUGCAAAUUAUCACGGAUAUUCUUCAUGAACACGAGGAAGAAGAAUGUCUAAAAUCCGUAGCAGAUAUCGUCGAACAAAUAAAAAAUCAAAUACCGCUUUCGAUCAAAGAUGCUCUCUACCAGCAAGAACUCGAACAAUCUGUCAAAACAUUUAAUGUGGAAGAAGAAGAAGAAGUUAUUACAGUCUCCUCCCGAGAAACAAUUCCAGGUACUCUCACAGAAAUUGCGUCUACGCCAUUUGAAACCGGAUCACCUGCAUUGCCCAUUGAACCUGUAACAGAAGAUAAUUUCAAAAUAACAGCUGACGAUGUCGCUCUGCAGGCUUUAAAGGCUGCUAAACAAGAAAGAGAGGAGAAUGCAGGCAAAUUAAUGACAAUCUUGUCGGAAACCUUGGAGAAGCUUCAGUUGGAGAUGACUGGCAUUCUGGAAGAUUUCGAGGAAUCGGCAACGCGAACCACUACAAUUCCCCAAUCGAAAUUAGCCAAUUCUCUCGAAGAGUUGAGAAGAACUAUCUCUACAAUUCGGAUGAUAACCACCGUUUACGAUAAAGAAAUUGGAUCAUUUGAAGAAAAAGUUAAUCAGACCAUUCUAGUGUUAACUAAUUUAACACAACCGCUGACAAACAUACAAGAAUUGCUUUCCAGACCGUGCGAACACGACGUCUCGGAACUUAUGAUACUGAAUCGAUUAACGCCGCUGUUGAAUAUAAUAGAAAACAACGUGAUAAAACAAACGAUAAAUUUUGUCGAUAAAAAUGAAGACGCGAAUAAAGAGUUUGAAUUUCUUCUAUACGUGCUGAAAGGAAUUGAAAGGGAAAUUCCAAUUGUAAUUCAAGAAAUAUCAUCGAGACGAAAAAUGUUGGAAUGUCUCCGGGACAUUUCGAAGCCUCUGGAUAACAUUGUAGAGCAAAUGAACGAUCUGGAAAAAACUGGGGAAGAAACCCUCGAAACGGACGUGGCGAAUAUUUUGGGAAAGCCGAUCGCCGCUCUUUUGAAAGACAUCAAAACCGCCAUCCAAGAAGUAGAUACGCUGGAUCGACGAGGGCCGAUAAUUUUCGAAUUACGAAAUCUUCUGGAACCUUUGCUAGAAUUUCAUACCUGCCUUUCAAUGGUACAGAGCAGUCGACGAAGUUUGGUUCCCGAAGACAAUUUAUUGGACGAAAGAAGAAACGUUAUCCUGCGAGCUGUCGACGAUUUGCGGAAACAAGUCUGUCAUACCGUCGAAGCGAUCGCGAAUAUGGAAGAAGCCUCCUCGUUCAAUGAAUCCUUGACGUUGCUGAAUUCCGCGAUUCUGCAAGUACAGAAACAAAUCGGUAAGACCGAUUAUUCGCGCCGAUCUAGCAGCGCCAAGAUUCCUCUUCAGCAUCGACUUAUCAGUACUUUAAGUCGCUUAGCAAAGGCUAUAGUAUCUGUGGAAGAACACGCCGACACAGACACGUAUGGAAUAGUGUCCAAAUGCUUGGAGGCAUUGCAGAAACAAAUAUCCUUCACGCAAAUGCAAUUUAUUCAGAUUGGUAGCGAAUCGAUUGACGAAGAGGCCAUCGUGGAAGGCUUUCUUUAUCCGACUAAUCAACUUUUGUCGGCGUUGAAUGUCCUCAAAGAGAAUAUGCAAAAAAUACCGUCGGCGAUUUCACAUGAAUUGAUCAUUCAAUUUCAAGAAUUAGCCGAUUCGAUCUCGGAAUUAAAUUCUUCUUUGUCGGCGCACAAAGCGGAACUCGUGCAAGAAGGCGCUUCUAUAGGAGCUCCGAUCAUAGAAACCUUUUCCGCCGUUACGGACGUCUUAAGUCACGUGAAAGAUUCUAUAAAAACAAUAGAGAAGCUGGUCGAACAAAAACCAAGCACGGUCGUCACAAAAGUAGAAAGUGUUACCGAGAUUAUAGAGAUAUCGCAAGAGGAAAUUGAAAGUGUAAUGAUAAUCACGGAAAUACCUUCAUCGGCAGUUGCUCAAUCGAAGAUUGAAGAUACAUCUGAAAAAACAGAGACACCGGUUAUAGAAAAUCUAGAAGCGAUAAUCCGUAUUGAACAAACAGAAGAUAAUCUGACGGGUGUCAAAAAAUAUGAGGAAAAUCAGGAAGAAAACGAGAAACAAAAAUACCUGAAUCAGAUAUCAAAGUUCAAUUCUGCAAUAAAUAGCUUGGCACAGCCGUUGAGAGAACUGGCGAAUUUCGUGAAAUCCGCUACGCAAGAAUCGCUGACUUCAAAAUCUGAGGAGAAUAAACGGAAAAUACAAGAGCUAACAGCAUUGAUACAAAUUCUUUACGAUUUACAAGCUACAAAUACUUCUAUUAAGAUAGCAUUGUCUUCCUCGUCUCUUAAACUUAUAGAUAGCAAUUUUUCUCGUAUGGAAAAUAUCCUAGCUAAUUUUGAGCGAGCUGUCGAUACGGUUAUUUCCUUGACUGAUGCAGGAGUGAAACCAGAAUUAAAAGAGAACAUUAUGACGUCUUUACAAUCUAUCGCCGAGCCCUUGGAUGCUCUUGGAAAUAUAUUAGCAUCUGUAUGUCAGACGUUCGAUGGAGACAAGUACGUCGAUCAAAACGGAGAAUCGUUACCCAUAAUUGCAAAAACUUUAAUGCCAUUUAUUAACGACACCGUUAAAUCUAUAAAUGAGAUCCAGAUAUUAAAAUCUGUUAAAAUUAUUGACGAGAAAGAAACAGAAAUAUCGAAAAUAAAAGAGGAAGCAAACGAUAUCGAAGAAACAACUGCACGGCCUCUCGAAGAACUGAUAGAAGCUAUUAUGGAUUCCCAGGAUCAAGUUAAAUGCGACAAGACUUCGCCUUACGAAUCUAGUUCACCCUCUGCCGAUUUGAUCGAAUCGAAAAGUAUCGACAAUUUAAAAUCGAUAAAAGAAUCAGAAAUAAAUAAGUUAAAUGAAGUACUCGUUAAAGAGGCGGAUAAUUUAAUGACACAAGAUACAGUAGAGGUGCCACAACAAGAAUUGACAUCUGCAGAAGCGUCUACUCAAAUUGAAGAAGAACUUAGUGAAAAGAAAAGCGUGAUAACAUCUGUAACAGAAUCAUUGGAAGCAGUUGAAGAGCAAAAUUUAGCGACGAUUAGUCAGCAGAAAAUAGAAUUAACUCAAUUAUCUGAAAAAGAAAUAAUACAGAAAAAACAAAUAAAAGUUGAAACUUUGCAAGCCAUUAUUUCUCCUCUUCAAGUAUUACGUAAAUCGUUCGCCGAAAUCGAAGAAACAGGAAUUUUAGAAUCUUCCGACAAGAAAACUAUUGCAUUUUCGGUUCUGAUAGAACCAUUAUUAAAUCUAGAAAAUGCGUUAUCGACGGAAGUUGCUGAGGAAAUAAAGCAAGAGGCAGUGCCGUUAGAAAAAUUAUCUAUCACAUGCAUUUUGCAAGAAUUACAAAAAUCAGUCGCUACAAUUCAAGAGCAAGUACAACUUAAUGUAGCCGAAGUCAGUACAAGCGAAACUUCUAAGAUGCGUUUAAUGCAAGCAGUCGAGAAACCAUUAGAAGACCUGAAAAUGUCGAUCGCGUGCAUCCAGUCCGAUCCAAAAACUUGUCAAUUGAUUCAGCAAAAAGCGGAAUUAUCGAGCGCUGAACAGAUCACAAUUUUGCAAACACUUGCCAAAUCGGUGGAGCAAUUUGGAGAAAGAUUUAUGUCUAUUACCGAUGAGCUGAAAAUAGAAGCAGAAUCUAUGCCGUCAUUGCAAAUUGCAAAGCAGCAAAAAGAUCAAGAGAUCGAUCCGGAAAUUUUACAUAAGAUUGUUGAUCCGAUUCAUAUUCUACGUGAAACACUCUCUCAAAUCGAAGAAUUGAAGAGCCAUAAAACCGAGUUAUUAGAAAUGCCAGAACAGAAAAAAGAAAUUGUUCAAUUAAAUACGGUAAUAAAUCCUUUAGAGAAAUUAGAACAAUUAUUAAUUACAGAUAUACAACAGAUUGCGCAGGAAACAGAUUUUAGUGGAAAUCAGGUUUCAUUGGCGAGUGCGGAUUUAAAGCCUGUACUAGAAGAGUUAAAAAAUUCAAUCGUUGUAGUUCAGCAGCAAGCAAUCUCCAGCGAUGGUCCUACGGUAAAAACAUUAAACGAAGCUCUUGAAAAUCUAAAAAUGCCAUUAACAAUUAUCGAAAAAACGGUCGAUCACUUUGAUAAAGUUACCGAAACUGAAAAAAUAUCGACUUUACUAAGUUUUGCAAAAUCGGUGGAAGAAACAGCGACUCAGUUAGCUACAGCUAAACAAAAUAUAAUGCAACAAGAAAUACGAGAAGUUUCUCUCUUAAGAGCGAUAACUAUUCCAAUCGAAGGGCUACAAAGCGCAAUAUUGCAGCUCGAAGAUCAAGUGUCUCAAACAUCGGAAACAAAGGAGUCAACGAAACUUGUUGCUUUAGAAUGUAUGGUGCAACCGCUGCACGAAUUACAGCAAUCUUUCUUGAUCGCGUCUCAUCAAGAAAUCGCGUUAUCUUUGCAACGAUUGCCAAUCAAGCCGAUACUGGACAAUUUAAAUAAAUCUAUUGCGGUGAUUCAAGAUCAAGCUACGAUCGUUCAAGAUUUACUCGCGGAGGCAAACACAGACGAUCUGGCGAUAUUGAAGGAUUUCGCAAAGUCACUCGGUAAUUUAAGAACGUCGACGGUGGUCCUGCAACAAUUGAACGCGAUAGAAAACGCUGGUCAGCAAAUCGUGGAGAUUGAAAAUGCGUCAGCGUUACAAGCAUUCGCAAAGUCUAUCGAAGAGUUCCGAAAAUGUUGCUCGGUCGUCGUCGAACGGCCGAGAAUCAUCGAAGCCUUCGCGACAAAUACAGAAUCGACACAAUCGGCCAAAGUGGAUACGCAACUCCUCGAAAACAUCAUCGCGCCUCUGCGAAUUUUACAAGAGCAGAUUUUAACCAUCGAGGAAACAAAGAUGCAAGAAUCUGAAAUCCUGGAUAUUGCUGAAGUGAAAAAACCAGUCACCGUGUUGAGCAGUCUAGUCGGGCCUUUGCAACAACUUGAAAAGUCUUUCGUCGCAUCGGUGUGGAAGGAGCACGUGAUGGAACACGAUGGACAGAAUCUGAAAAGCGAAUCACCUUCCGUGGAUUUGGAAAAACUUGCUCUACAGCCCAUCCUCGAGGAAGUGCAAAAGUCUAUCGCCACUGUUCAAGAGCACGUGAUAUUAGAGGCGGGUAGCCAAAUGAUCUCGGAAGCGGAAACUGAAGCGGAAGCUUUGCUGAAAUCGAUCGCGCAGCCUCUGGUGGAUCUAAGAGCCUCGGUCGCGUCUAUUCAGCAGGUAACCGCACUUGCGCCUGAUUCGUUGAACGAAUUGGCACAGCAACAAAAUGUCUCGGCUUUGGAAACGUUCGCCGAGACUCUCCACAAUCUGUCGGAAUGUAUAGCAAUGUGCAAUCACCAGCAGAUAAUAAUGGAACCUGUGGCGGACACCAUUUCCGAGGACGCUUCGUCUUUGAACACGUGGGCAGACGUAAUCGAAGAAGCAUCAAAAGUCACGCAUCCGAUGGUGAUCGAUCAAGGCGCGAUCGAAUCUCCGCUCGAGAUCGCGAUGUCAAUGUCAGAAGAUGAGGCCUCCAUGUUGAAAACAUUAGCAAAACCUUUAACCGAAUUACGAGAAUGCCUAGCACUGGUGGUCGAAGAGCGCAAAAUAGUCGCGCCUAGCGAUACAGCGAGUUCCUUAUCGGAGAAGGAAAAUGUUUCUCUCUUGAAAACGAUGAUACAGCCUUUGUUAGAGUUAAAGGACGCAGCCACGGCGGUAAUUAUUCAAGAACAGACAGCUAUCGAACGCGCAAACGAACAUUCAUUCGCAGUCGACGGUAAGACUGAACUCGCUCUUCGUCCAUUGAUGGAACCUCUCGAAGAAUUGCGCCAUUCCAUCGCUGUAAUACAAGAUCAGAUGUUGGUCGAAACCUCAAUGGAUCGACCAAAAAGCGAAGUUGCAUUAGAUGCAUUGGCUGAGCCUCUGUUCGAUCUUCAGCGCGCCAUAUCGAUUUUAGAAGCACGAGUUGUGUCACCAGACAUCGAAUCGAUUCCCGAAGACACGAGCUGGAUCACGGAAUGUUUAGCGAUUCCUCUGCACGAGAUAGAAAGAUCGUUAGCCGACAUUCGACAAUGCACAAUAAUGGAACCUAAAACUGCAAUUGCGGAAGAGCAAAUAAAAACAUCGAUGCCAGAUUGGUCGAUUGUCGAGGAAUUAUCUAAACCAAUGGAAAAUAUUAAGUCAGCUAUAUUACAUAUGGAAGAUGACUAUGUCGAAACUGAAGUUCUCAAAACGAUGGCAAAAUCACUUACUAAUGUACAAGAAAAUUUAAUGUUAUUGCAAAGCAAACAUAAUUUAAAUGUUGACGAGGAAACCAGUAUCGACGCUAUUAUCGAUUCUCUUUUCAAUCUUGAGAAAUGCAUUUCAUUCGUCAAGAAAGAAAUUGUCGAUAAACCAAUGUCUGAACCAUCAAAGAAAAUAGAUACUACUAUAUCCACCGCUCUUAAUGCACCAUUAAACGAAUUAAAAUCUUCCAUUCUGACCGUAAAGGAAUCACCAAGCAUUUAUCUAAAGGAUUUGAAGAAACCCUUGGAACUCGUGCAGGAUGCAGUCGAAACAGUUAUAUCUAUACAACAAAAUAAAAAGCUGCUGGAAUUAUCGACAAAAGUAAUAAAUACUAUUUCGAAUAUUAAUACGUCUAUUGAAUCUAUCGGACACAAAUUAGAGGAACAACAAGUGUCGAUUAUCGAAAUUCACAUCGAAUGCGAGGCACUCGGAAUGUUGGCGAAACCUUUACAGAAUAUUAAACAGAGUAUCGCGCAAAUACAAGAAAAACCGAGUACUACCGAUUUAACGAUGAGUACUUUGCAGAAUCUCGAGAAAUCUGUUGCUAUAAUACGAGAGCAAUCAGCUGAUAAACCGUUGGCAGAUUCGCAGCAUGCAAAUUUCGGUACCUUCUCAAAAAAUUUAAUACUGUGUCUUCAUGAAUUGCAAGAAUCGAUAGAAGAGGCAAAAACAUUAUGGCAUAAAGAAACAAUAUUAGAAGGACUGACAAUUCUUGAGAAACCGAUUUGCAAAUUGCAAUCUAUAAUAAAUAUUAUGUGUGAUCAAUUUUUGGCAGGAGAAAUGAUUGAAACAAUAAAAAAACAGAAAACUGUACCUCAAAAGAAAUCUGCAAAGAAAGAGAUAAAAUCUGAAAUUGAAACACCUAUCGAAAAAGACGGUGAAAUAAACAAAACGGUAAAAGUAGAAAUAGAAGAAACUAAACCGGCAGAUUCUACAGUAAUCGAUGAUACAGUAGAUAAGAAGGAAAGAAAGAGUUUAGAAAGGAAACAAAAACAAGAAAAAGAAAAGGAAAAAUUAGAACAGCCAAAAGAUGAUAUAGUUGAAAAAGAAAAAGGAAAAGAAGAGGAUAAAAAGAUAGAAAAACAAGAAUAUAAGAAAGAAGCUGAUGAAAUAAAAAAUAAAAGUGAGGAACCAAAGAAAGAGGGAGUAGAAAAAAUAAAUAAAGAACAAAAAAGCAAAGAAAUUGAACAAGUAAAAGAAAAAACAGAGCAAAGUGAAAAAAGUAUAAAAGAUGAAAAAGAGCAGAGUAAGACAAUACAAGAAACUAAAAGUUUAAAGAAAUCUGAAGAAGCUGAAGAAAUAAAACAAGUUGAAAAGCAACAGGAGAAAGUGAAUGUAACUGAAAGUAUAAAAAAUGAAGUAGAAGAAUCUAAAAAAAUUAUAGCAACUGAAGAACUAAAGAAAGAAGACAAUGAGCAACAAAACAAAGAAAAACAUGAGAAAAUAGAUAAAGUUAUAGACGAACAGAAGGAAAAGCAAGAUACUAUACAAGAAAGAAAAGACUCAGAUAAAAGUAAGAAAACUGAAAAAGAUCUAAAGAUAGAAAAAACAGAAAAGAAAACAGGAGAAGAAAUCAAAGAUAUAGAAAAAAAAGAAAUACAAGAAAAGGAAAAGAAAGAGGCUGAAAAGAUAGGAAAAGGAGAAUUAAAAGAUGUAAAAGAAAAUGAAAAAGUACAGAAAGAAGAAAAAGAGAAAACAGAUAAAACACAGCAAAAAGAACAAGAACAUGUAAAGGUAGAGGAAAUUAAAGUGGCACAGGAAGAAAAAGUUACGCGCGAUCACGAAAUGGAAGUCGAAGAAGUAAAGAAACAAGAGGAAAAUAAAACUUUAAAACAAGAUAAGGAGCAAGAGAAAGAAAAUGAAAAAGAAAAGAUCAAAAAGAUUGAAACGCUGAAAGAGGAGAAAGAAAAACCGGUACAAGAGAAGCAAGUAAAACAAGAAGAAGAUGAAAAGUCAAAAGAUGAGAAGACGAAAGAAAUGAAAAAGAAAAAAGAGGAGUCUAGUAAGAAAGAUGAGUCUAAACAAGAAAAAAUAACAAAACAAGAACAAGUGGAAGCAGUAAAAACACAAGAGCAGAAAGAAAAAGAGAAUAGAAAAGUAAAGGAGAAAGAAGACGAAAAAGCAAAAGAUGAUAUAAAAGAAUUAGAAAGAAAAGAAGAAAAAUCUAACAAAAUAGAGAAAUCAGAGAAAAUGAAAGAAAAGGAACAGGAAAAAGAUAAAAUUGAAAUAUCAAAGAAAAAAGAUGAGGAACAAAAACAGCAAACUCAAAUUGAAAAAAUAAAGAUAGCAGAAGAUAAACAAGUUGAAGUAAAGAAGGAUGUGCAAGAAGAUAAGAAAAAGGAUAAGAAGGUAGAUAGAAAGAUAGAAAAGGAAAGGGAGGAACAAAUAGAAAAAAGAAAAGAAGAAAUUGUUAAAACAGAUCAAGUAGUACAGCAAACUGAAAAUGAAUAUAUAAAAAAAGAAAACGAUAAAGAUAGGAAUAAACAAGAAUAUAAAAAAGCAAGAAAAGAUCAAGAGUUAGAAGAAGAGAAGACACGUAUAAAACAAAAGCAAGAAGAAAAAUUAAACACGGAAAUUCAAAAAUCACAGUCGAGGGAGGAUAAAGAUUUACGUUUAAAAGUAGAUGAAUAUCAAGAAAGACAAAGAAGUGACAGAAGACAACAAGAACAGAGCAAAUCGCAAUUUGAAAAAAUAGGAAGAACGAAAAGAGAGGAAGAACGGAGGCAGUGGAGAUCGCAGGAUGAUGAAAAUUGUUUACGCACAAGAAAAGACGAGCGAAUUAACAGAAGUUAUGAACACAAAUUAGACACAGAAUACAAAGAGGAAUACGAUCGUCAAAAAAAAGAUGAUAAUAAAAGGCUACAUCGAAUGGAAAUGGAUCGCUUAGAAAAGAAAAGAGACGUGGGACGAUCCAGAAGAGAUGAAACUGAUUAUAUAUUUAGAGAAGAUGAGGAAAAGUACGAGAAAAGAAGCGAGGAAAAGAGAAUCAGAGGAGACGAGACUGCCAGAUUAGUAUGGGAAGAAGGACAAAAAUUGCGAAAAAGACAAGAGGAAGAGAUAGUCAGAAAUAAGCAGAGAAGAGAGGAGCUGAUAAGAGAAAGCGAAUGGUCCAGAAGACGUGAAAACGAAUCCGAUCGCUUUCUUAGAAACAUGCUGGAAACCAAAUACAAACCAGACAAAUCGAUCGGAAGAUCUUUCGAGGUCGAUUAUUCGCGAGAAUAUACUUCACGAUUUGACUCUGGCAUCUCGACGCUUUCUAGCACUUCCAGAUCAUACAGCUGGAGAGAUUCUUUGACGUCAUUAAAUAGACGAAGAAUCGACGACUGGGAUUAUAAAUUACACAGCUCUUCCAUAGAUAAACAUUAUUUCGACGCAGGAUCGUACAGAAGGCGCAAGAAAAGAGAAAAUCGUAUGAUUCGCGCGAGAUCGACUAGUUUGCUGAAGUACGAAGACUAUUCGACCGGAGAUAGCGAUGCUACCAUCGUCAGCACUCGACGUGUCCGACCUGUCCGACGCACGAAAACAGAUAUUACUCCACGUACGAAUUUCAUUUACGAGUCCAGUUCGUCUAGCUACACUGGCUUCGGUCAAAGUGAGGAUCUUCCAUGGGACAAACCGAAGAAGCCAUCGUUCUGCACGAGACUGACAAACAGAGUCGUAGAAACCGGGAUGAGAAUAAGACUGACUUGCACGAUUCUUGGUAAUCCGGAACCGCAUGUUUAUUGGACUAAAGAUGGUCAAAAGUUAGAUGUAUCAGAUAGUCGCUGCAGAACGCGAUACGAAAAUGGUAUGGCCUAUCUGGAAUUAUAUGACGCUCUUCCGGCGGAUGCCGGAACUUAUACAUGCAUAGCUGAGAAUACACACGGGAUUUCGAGCACCGAAUCCACCUUAAGGGUUUACUCCGAUUAUAAACCUACACAUUCGCCUCCGACAUUUGUAAAAUCCAUUAAAGACACCUACCGAUAUUCCGAUCGAACACUCAUCUUGGAAUGUCGUGUACGAGCAAAUCCAGCUCCUUCUAUUUCCUGGCUGAAGGACGGGCAGAUUCUUCAGGGCGAGCGUUACGAGCGAAAGUAUCUCGAUGAUGAUGUGUAUAGACUGGAGAUAGCGAAUCCUAGUGCCUCGGAUAAUGGAAGAUACACUUGCCGUGCUGUAAAUGAACUGCACACAGAGGAAACAUCCCAUAUGGUUCAUGUUGAAGACUGGCGAUCCGCGAGUCAAUACGAUCUAAAGUUGAGCGACGGAACUGAGCCGGAAUUAACGCGACGACCACGAUUCUCCAAUCUAUUGAAGGAUUACAACGUGCCUGCUGGCGGUACCAUCGCUCUUCAAGUAGAAGUUAAAGGUGUCCCAGCUCCGGAAGUGAGAUGGUUACGCGGUGACCAGAGGGAGCCGAUCGCGAUACCGAAGGCGAAAACCUUCACCGAACGUGGACUUCACACGUUAAUUGUACCCGAGGCGACAGAAUCGGAAAGAGGCACAUACGUGUGUAGAGCGAUUAAUGCUUACGGGCAAGUUGACACGUCGGCGACAGUGGAUGUAAUAUCAGCGAGCGCUAUCGAUGGCGGAAAACCGGCGAUGUUCGUCUCGAGACCGUCCAAGAAAUCGAUCGACGUGACCGUCGGCGAAGACAUUAGUAUAUCCUUCCGAGUCAGCGGCACCCCUAAGCCACGAGUAAUCUGGAUGAAGGGAUUAACGGAUAUCACGGACGGGCCGAGGUCGUACAAGGAGAGUAUCGAUGAUUAUGUCAGAUUAACAUUAAAAAGAGCCGUGGCUUCCGACGAAGGUACUUAUUGCAUCCUGGUUAAAAAUAGAUACGGCUGCGACAGAAGCUUCUUCUCGCUUAAGGUGAAGCAACGCGCCAGGUCGUUGACUCCAUCGCCAGAUUGGAAUUCCGUUGCCGAACGUGAUGCAGGCGAAGAACACGAUGACGAUAUGUCAUAUGUGAGAAACGUACCUGGUCCAAUCAGCAGUGAACCAGUCGCUAUUGAUGGUGGAAAGAAUUGGUUAUCGUUGACUUGGGGUAAAGCAGAGAGAAGAGGACCCGCGCCGGUGAUUGCUUAUAAAGUCGACGCUUGGCUUCUGGGUAGCGAUGGGGGUGCACGAUGGGUGGAGCUGGGAAUCACGCCGAUCAACGCGUUCGACGCGUUCAAUUUGCGACCGGGUGGAGAGUAUAAAUUCCGCGUGACACCGCGAAAUCGUUACGGAUGGGGCGAACCUGUUACUAUGACGAAUUCGGUGUUAGUGAGCGAAAGUACCGAUCUUCCGGAAUUUACGAAAAUUUUACCUGGUCAAUUGAAGGUUCUCGAGGGAACGCCAUUAAAAUUGGAAUGCGAAAUUCGCGUUGAUUCCAAAAUGGACAUACGAUGGUACCGUGAAACAACGGAGAUAGAUUCUCACGCUGAUUCGAGAUUCGCGAUAUAUUACGAUGGUCCCAAAUGUUUCUUAACAAUUGAGAACAUCAAAGAGGAUGAUUCCGGAAGAUACGUUUGCGAGGCGAGCAACAAGAUCGGUAAAAUGUCGUCGUUCGCUAGGGUUUUCGUUGUUAACGAUCCGAGAAUUAUCGAGGCCGAUGCGAAACUCAGAACAAAUCUGAGCAUCGAACCGGAAGAUAAACCGCCGCAAUUCACCAUGAGAAUACGAGACAGGCGAGUGCAGACGACUUAUCCGGUGAGGCUUACCUGUCAAGUUAUCGGACAUCCCGUUCCAGAGAUCACGUGGUACAAGAAUGAAACGAGAAUCUCCCAAGACGAUCGUCACAUCUUCUGGGACGACGACUCGAACUUCCACACUCUGGAAAUAAUCCAUUCCACCCUCGACGACUCCGGAUGUUACAUGGUGACAGCGAGAAACGUGAACGGCUCGGUGUCUUGUCGAUGUACCCUCGUGGUAGAUAAGGGAAUUCGAGCUUACGUUGCCCCGGAGUUUCUUCGCGAUCUUGACGCGGCUUACACGAUUCAUUCUGGCGCGGAGUUGCGAAUGUCCGCGCAACUCGAGGCUUAUCCGAGUGUCGGGGUCGUCUGGCAUCGCGAUGGUAUCCGACUACGACCUAAUAGAAGAGCCGUAAUGACGUUGAACCACGAUGGUUCCGUCCAAUUUUCUCUGGCUAAUGUUACUGUGCGAGAUGCCGGAGUUUACAGCUGUACCGCGACGAAUGCAGUCGGUCAUACGGAGACUUCCACUAGGGUGGCUGUCAUCGCGGAUGCAAUUCCGGAUCAGUUGUCCAUUGGAUCAUCCAAUGUCAUGAGCGCAUCAUCUCCGGAUAUACCAUAUUCCAAGGAACCGCUUUUCGUCACGAAACCAUUAUCAACCGAAGCAGUCGAGGGCGAUGCGGUCAUCAUACUUUGCGAGGUCGUCGGAGAUCCUAAGCCCGAAGUAAUAUGGCUGCGCGAUUUUCUCAAGCCCGAUUAUUACAAGGACGCGCCUCACUUCCGGCUGGUGGGAGCAGGACCACAGUAUCGGUUGGAGAUACCUUACGCCAAACUCGACUUCACCGGGACCUAUUCCGUGAUCGCUCGCAACUGUCAUGGGGAAGCUAAGGCUGUAAUUUCCCUGCAAAUUUAUGCCAAAGGUCAAGGCAAAGAGGAACGAACGCAAAAAUCUCACGGAAAAGUGAUGACCCUGCCGAUUAUAAAGAGGGAGCUGCGAGAUCUCAGAUGUUGCGACGGCGAUGCUGUUUCCUUGGAGUGUAAAGUCUACGCCACUCCGGAACCGCCGUUGAUUCGUUGGGAACGAGGUGGCAAGAUCAUAGCUAUGAUCGGCGAUUUCGCCACCGAAUUCGAUGGCGAAACGGCCCGAUUAAGUAUUCAGCACGUCUAUCCUGAGGACGAAGGAGAGUACACAUGUGUGGCUUACAACGACCUUGGCAAAGCGUACACUUCGGCGUGUCUAGUUGUGGAUGUACCUGAGGGGAAGGAAAAUAUCCUGAGUCAAAGAUUAACGAGGCCAGCGGGUUUGCUGUCGGCAGGAUCGACCCCGAGAUCAACUCCGCGAUCGACGCCAAUCAGGAGUCUGUCACCAGCGGUUCCGCACGGACGCGAGUUCAGAUCACCCCAAGUUCUGCUGCGAGGCGGUACGUCGUCGAAACGACCGAAGGCUUGCCCGCCAAAAUUUUACGCGGUGCCGCACAAUCGCCUGGUUCAGGAAGGCGAGACUGUUCGUUUCCAAUGCGCGGUGAUCGGUCAUCCCGCGCCCUGGAUACGAUGGGACAAGAACGGUACCAUCGUGACGCCGAGCGCGAGGAUCUCCAUCAAGGAGCGAGAUGACGUUAAGAUACUUGAAAUCGCUGAUGUAAUGCGAGAGGAUGCCGGUCUCUACAGAGUGACGGCGGAGAACGAUUUUGGCCGGAUCGAGGCCAGCGCUCGUCUAGAAGUAAUAAGUCGAUACGAAUCGACAAGUCGGACUAUCAGAACCAGAAGCGCCUCGCCUAGGACUUAUCCUUCCUUCGAUCGGAGUCUCCUGUCAACCACCAGCAGAAUCAACGAACGCUUGCAGCUGGAAUGUCGUAUAAGAGGAUCACCGAGUGUAACGUCGACGUGGUACAGGAAUGGACGACCACUGGAACGAUCCGCUAGGAUAAAGAGACAUUUUGACGGCACGACGGCCAGAAUCGAAAUAUCGAAGGUGAAGGCCAGCGACGCGGGUGAAUAUACUUGUGUAGCAACUAAUGUCCUUGGAUCAACGAGAAGCAGUUGUCAGGUAACUAUAUUACAUCCACAUGACUCGUCUAUCGCAGACAAGGACGCACCGCGAUUUCUCCGAAUGUUGCCGGAAGAGUCGAUUGUCAUGGAAAAUCAUUGUCACGAAUUUCAGACGGUAGUCGCAGGUACGCCUCCUUUCACGGUCACUUGGUCCAAGGACGGUCGCGAGUUACCCGACGACGAUUAUUACAGAUGCAUUAUAUACGGAGAUGGGGGAGUUGCUCUUAGAUUAUCCGAGGUUCGCCCACAAGAUGCCGGCGAAUACACCUGUGUCGUACGAAACGAUUUCGGUGUUGCGUCCUGUAAUAGUCUUUUUGCUGUUCAAGACUACAAAGACGUUCCCAAAUUGGCACCGCAAUUUACAAAAACUCCACUGUCAAUCGUCGCCGUUAAAGGCACUACUGCGUGUUUCUGUGCUCGAACGCAGUGCGAAAGAACCAUGGAAUUCACUUGGACGAUCAACGGGAAAGACGCUAGGGAAAACGCAAAGUGUAAAAUCGAAAGGGAUGGCAAUGUCAGCAUCUUGCGAAUAGGCGACAUAUCAUCGCGCGAUACAGGAGAGAUUCGAUGCACAGCCUCCGUAAAUGGAAAAGGUCCGUCCAUCAGUUGCGUCGCGAAAUUACAUUUACAACGUUCGUUACACGAUUCCAGCGACAGCAACCUUUCGUCGAUUUCUGUAAUGACAAAGCCCGGAGAAAUGCAAUCGCGUGUGCAGACUAAGCUAUCGCUGAACAUUAAUAACCCAGGCAUGCCAGAAAAAGUCACGCAGCUAUCGUUAUUAAAACACGAGACCCAGAGAACCAGAUCAUCUUCGUUUCCUCGACGGAUUGUACCUUACGCGAAGAACGUUUCUCCUUUGCCAGCAAGAAAACGCAUUCCUAACAAUGCUGAUAUUCUGAAAUCACGAUUUGAAAAUCACGAUCCAUCGCGACAGAGAAUCGCAGAGAAGAAUUUAGACAGGAACGUAGAAUUUUCGAACGAUCGAAAAUUAUUAUUCUCAAUAAAUGAGGAUUUUUCGAUGAAAUUAUUAUCACCAAAGAAAACGGAACAGUUUCAUCGGGAUACUAAUGUAUCGAACGAAGAGUGUGCGGAAACGCUCUUAGAAGAUUUGAUGAAAGCUACGAUAAUAAACGAUCCAGAUGACGUCACCGUAUUUAGAGGAAACAGGGCAGUGCUCAGAGUAAGUUAUCAAGGACGUCCCGAACCGAAGGUCAAGUGGCUUCGAGUGAAUCGCGAACUGCAGCCAGAUGAGAGGAUUAGGAUAAUCAGCGGAAACGGUACGUCUUGCCUGACCCUAGACGAGGUGACAUACGACGACGCUGGAAAAUACGAGGUCUCAGUGGAAAAUUCAUUGGGCAAAGAACGAAGAUUCUUCAGCUUGGCUGUAGAAGGUCCACCCGAGCCAGUCGCGGAUAAACCUAGCGUGAACCUCAACACAGAUCAAGCUACGAUCGCCUGGAGAUCACCACCUUACGACGGAGGUCGCACGGUUAUAGGAUACACCGUGGAAGCGAAACGCGCCGGUGAAAGCACGUGGACGGUAAUCGCAGAGUCUUGUCAUUCACUGAGUCACACGGUAUCGUCGGCUCAAACUAAUUCUGUGACACCGGGUGAGAGUUAUCGUUUCCGCGUCCGAGCUGAAAAUAUUCACGGCCUCAGCGAACCUAGCAUGGAGUCCGAUCCCGUCAGAAUCCCAAAGCAGGGAGAAAUAAUGUUGGAAGAGGAAGAAGAAGACAAUUUCGAGCCGAGCUUCGCAGCUCGUAUAGUGGAACCGGAAGAGGGAAGAUUAUUCGGCGAAAAGUACAAGGUACUUGAAGAGCUAGGAAAAGGUCGAUACGGUAUAGUUAAAAAGAUCAUCGAGAAUGAGACGAACAUGAAUUUCGCUGCCAAAUUCGUCCGAACAAUUAAAGCGAAAGAUCGCGAACAGGUGCGCGAAGAAAUAAAAAUUAUGAAUGCAUUAAGGCAUCCUAAACUUCUACUUCUGGCUGCUGCUUACGAAAGUCCUCGUGAAACUGUAUUGAUCACGGAAUAUAUUUCAGGUGGAGAACUAUUCGAGAGGGUGGUGGCCGACGAUUUUACUUUAACCGAGAGGGACAGUAUCCUCUUCAUGCGACAAAUUUGUGAGGGAGUCGAGUAUAUGCACAAAAAUAAUAUCGUACAUCUCGAUUUAAAACCCGAAAAUAUAAUGUGCCGUACGCGUACUUCUCAUCAGAUUAAACUGAUUGAUUUUGGAUUGGCUCAGACUUUAAAAUCCGACACGCCGAUCAGAGUGCUUUUUGGCACCCCGGAGUUUAUUCCACCGGAAAUCAUAAGUUACGAGCCUAUCAGCACCGAGUCGGAUAUGUGGAGCGUCGGUGUAAUUUGCUAUGUACUAUUGACUGGUUUGUCGCCAUUCAUGGGAGAUAACGAUGCCGAGACCUUCGCUAACAUCACACGAGCGGAUUAUGAUUUAGAAGACGAAGCUUUCGAUGCCAUAUCGAAUAACGCCAAAGAUUUUAUCAGUGGAUUACUUAUUAAACGAAAGGAAUUACGCAUGUCAGCCACACAAUGUUUAGACCAUCCAUGGAUAGCGCAACACGCGGCGACAAUGAGCAGAAUAGUUUUGCCGACAGAAAAAUUGAAGAAGUUUAUUAUACGAAGAAAAUGGCAGAAAACAGGAAAUGCCAUUCGCGCAUUGGGAAGAAUGGCAAAUCUUUCUGCACAUAACAGACGUAGUCCUACAGCAACGACGGAGUCGUCACCUACGCUCGAAAAAGAAUUCGAAAUGCAAUAUUCCGAUGAUAAAUCAAUCUGCACUGCCGUCGACGAGGACACGGAACAUAUCGUGAUAAACGCGAAAGAAAAUUCUGAGACAGAAUCAUGGACACGUCCUACGUAUGUGACGGAAGUAAUUACCGAGAUACAAAAGACACCCACGAAGGAAGAAAGUAGCUUGAAUGAUCUUUCGAGUCAGACGAAAGAAAAAACGUGUAAAUUACAUAUCGAAUUAAUUCCAAAAAUACAAGAUGUCACGGAGGUUUUAGCGUCGAAAGAAAAUGAGAAAAGUGGCAAAGAGGAAAAAUCCUUCCAAGUUGACGCGAUUCCGAAAUCACAAGCAUUGCGUAGGGUAUUUCGCGGAGAUUCGCGCGAUUCCGGAAUAGGAGAUUGCGGUUCGAGCCAAGUAACAUCCUCAUUGCAAAUAGAUGAAUUAGAGUCCACUAUUGUGGAAGAAGGAGAUCAUGAGACUCAUAAUCGAGAAAGUAAACAACGGGCAUCGAAGGAGGAAGAAAAUCGGCAAAGUUCAACCGCGGGGAUCCUAGUAAGUUUCUCACAAGACAAGAAAACCUCUCUUCUUCACGAUACCGAAAUUGUUGCGGGCAACGACAAGGUAGCUACAAAGAGUGACGUGACUAAAGCUUCGUGUGAAACUAAUCCUGUGCGGAAAGUUGCCGACGAAAAUGCGAACGCAAGGAUAAGCGGACGUAACCGCGAUAGAUUCCUUCCAACCGGAAACGUCAGUCGCACGGCCAAGAUAUUCGAAAGGGAAAGUGAAACAUCGAAGGACAAUUCGCAAGUUCCGCAACGCGCGUAUCCUGCCGCUCUGGUUACAGGAAAGCCGCACAACGAAAGAAUACAGAAAGCUUUUGCCUUCUGGAACAAAUAAAGAUCGAUCUGUUGAAACUAUAUCGGCAUCGCGAAUCAAAUCGAAAUAGAUCAAUCUUCGUACCAUUUUCAAGCGAUAUAGAAAUGCAUUGCAAAAGAAAAUCAUGAAUAUAUAGAAAUAUUGUUCUUUACGUACAUAUAUGUAAAGUAGUAAUGUACAAUCUUGAAUAUAUAUAUCUGUGUUGAAGUCAUAAUCCUUGCUCGUUCCUAACAUUCAAAAUUGAAUAUGAAUUGUUUUAUCAAUUGUAUCAAUAACAAUCGUACCAAUGUGACGAAGAGACACGCACUUGUUAGAAUGAGUGAUCAUUUUCAUAAAAAAAAAACUUAUAUGAGAAUAAUUUGUAUAACUUUUAUUGCGUCGCAGAAUUUGAGAAAAAAUCCAAUUCUCAAUAUCUGCAAUUUGGUUUUUAAUUUUUUCUAUUUAAUCGCUAAUAUUGUAAUUGUAUUCGCAAGUUGAAAGAAUAUUCUUCGAAAUGUUUAUCGAAAGUACAUUUCAAUUCUAAACAGAACAUCCGUGUUGCAUAUAGAUAUAUAAAAUAUAUAUAUUUAUGUGCAUAUAAUCGAUAUUUUUGUUAAAUAUAACUUUAGUACAUAUACAUGAAAAAUCUUGAAGAAAUGUAUACUUAUGUACAUAUAACUGAAUACAAAAUGUUUCUUGACGAUUGAUAUAAUAUAUCCGGUAUAAUGCUCUCCAACAAAAUAUAAUUAUAUUGGAUGCAAAAGUCCACUUUAUUAAAUCUAAAAUUAUUCUAUGCGAACAUAUCCCUACAGUUGUAUUGCAAAGAUAAGACAGUCGCUGUAUUAUUAUUAUAAAUAAAUUACAUAGAAAAAAUAAAAGAUA
Molecule: messenger RNA, 23655 nt
Organism: Nylanderia fulva
Lineage: Eukaryota; Metazoa; Arthropoda; Insecta; Hymenoptera; Formicidae
Biological process (GO): protein phosphorylation
Molecular function (GO): protein binding; ATP binding; protein kinase activity
Source: RefSeq, a predicted model, not a curated record